Molecule: messenger RNA, 753 nt
Organism: Stegodyphus dumicola
Lineage: Eukaryota; Metazoa; Arthropoda; Arachnida; Araneae; Eresidae
Source: RefSeq, a predicted model, not a curated record
AUGGUUCAAGAAGAUUGUUUUGUGAAUGAAAAGGAUGAGAAAUUAAGAACUUUAGGAAUAUUCAAGGAUCAAAGUGGAAUCCUCAGACUAAAAACUAAACUUACCUUUCGUGAGGAUACAGAAGACUUUAAAACGCCAGCUAUUCUUCCAUCCAAUCAUGAGGUUGUCAAGAGACUAGUGCGAUACUAUCAUGAGAAAAAUGCACAUGCUGGUACUCAAAUUUUAAUAAAUAUUCUACGAGAGAGAUUUUGGAUUCUGAAUGCUCGUAAAACUGUGAGAUCUAUCAUCAAUCAAUGCACCGUGUGUAGAAGAUUUUCUGCAAAGAACCUAGAAACUUGUACUGGGGCUCCUCCAGAAGAUAGAUUACGAGAAGCAGCUGUAUUUGAAAUCUGUGGAGUUGAUCUUGCGGGACCAGUAAUCCUGAAAGGCAACAAGAAAUCUUGGAUUUGUUUAUUCACCUGCGCCAUUUAUAGGGCAGUCCAUUUAGAGUUGGUUGAAUCGAUGUCUACUGAGAGUUUUCUACUAGCUCUUAGAAGAUUUAUAGCUCGUAGAGGACGGAGCAGAAUCAUAUACUGUGACAACGGAACCAAUUUUGUUGGUGCUUCAAAUGUACUUCAAGACUUAAACUGGAAGCAAAUCACUGAAGACACAUCUAUACCACCAAUUCAGUGGAAGUUCAACCCACCAACUGCCUCCUGGUGGGAGAGAUUGAUGGGAAUUCUUAAGAAAUUGCUGAGACGAGACGAGUAUUAG